ACUAAUCAGCCUACAAAUGGUCGUCUUAGCCGCAUCAAUAUGUACAAGAGGCGGAAAAGCCCUUUUAUCCAGACAAUUCAGGGAUAUAAACAAGGAUAAGAUCACCAGCUUGUUAUCGAGCUUCCCCAGUUUGAUUUCCAAUUCUUCUUCUCAACACACUGCCGUUGAGGAUGAUAAUAUCAGAUAUGUUUAUCAACCAUUAGAAGAACUUUACGUGGUUUUGUUGACCAACAAGCAUUCGAAUAUCUUGCAGGAUAUCGACACGUUGCACUUGUUUGUCUCAACCAUCAGCAACUUAUUGAGAACCAUAGAUGAAAGAGAAAUCUUUGAUAAUGCUUUUGAGAUUUUAAGUUCGUUCGACGAGAUUAUCAAUAAUGGUUACAAGGAGAAUUUGACGUUAUCUCAGGUACAAUCAUUCUUGGAAAUGGAUUCCCACGAAGAAAAGAUUCAAGAAAUCAUUGAAAGAAACAAAGAAAUGGAAGCCAAUGAAGAAAGAAAAAGAAGAGCAAAGGAAAUCCAAAGAAAGGAAUUGGCCAAGAAGAACUUGGAAAACCAGUUUAACAGACCUUACGGGUUUGAUGAAGCUGCUGCUCUAAAUAACCACAACCAACCAAGCUACCAGCCUCCUGCUAUAGUUGACAACUCGAUCGAGUCUCCUUCACUGGGUGGUUAUUUGAACAAACCUUUGACUUCUAGAUCCGGAGGUUUACAAUUGGGUAAGAAACCUGCUGGUAGAUCAGAAGCCUCUCAACCUUUGUUGUUCAACCCAGCUACUAACACAGCUGUUUUACCAAACUCCAGAUCAGUUUCAAUGACUCCAACCCCCGUGGUUAACAGUGCACCAAAAGUCCCAAACAAUGGUAUAUUAGUUACCAUCAAUGAGAAGUUUAAUGCUCAAUUACAGAGAGAUGGUUCGAUUUUGUCGACUGAAGUCAAGGGUGACUUGCAAUUGAGAAUCAACAAUGAGGAUUUGAGUUAUUGUAAGAUUUUGUUGAAAACCACCGAGAAAUCCAGUGAAAUACAAUACAAGACUCAUCCAAACGUUGAUCGUAAUUUGUUCCAGCAACAGCAUGUAAUUGGAUUGAAGGAUAAGACUAAGCCAUUCCCUUCAAAUGACCAGAGUUUGGGUGUUUUGAGAUGGAGAUGUGCUGGAAAGAGCGAUGAAUCCAAAUUCUUGCCAAUAUUAAUUACUAUUUGGUGUAACCCCAAUGGUGACAGUACUGAUGUGACCAUUGAAUAUGAAUUGACUUCUGAAUUCUUGGAAAAUAAUACAACCAACAGCUCAAUCGAUGAUAUCAAGAUAAUCUUGCCAGUUCAAGGAGAUAUUCACUUAAAGGAAGAAAACAGUCAAAUUAGUUACAAUAUUGAGGACAUUGGAACCGUGUUUAAUAUUGGUUCCAUAUCCACCGAUGACCCACAAGGUUCUUUUGAAUUCACCGUGGAUACCCCCGAUGAAGAUGCGUUAUUCCCAAUGGACUUGCAAUUCACAGUUGAAUUCGAAGAGAUUACUGAUAGUGAUAACAGUUUCGGUAAAGUCCAAGUGUUGGACAUUGUUGCCAGCCAGAAUGAAGAUGAGGAAUCGUUACCAUUUGACUUGCGUGAAAACUUAGCCACUGAGUCCUACCAAAUCGUUUAGAUCAAACAAAAUGUAC
Messenger RNA from Yamadazyma tenuis ATCC 10573, 1652 nucleotides. RefSeq names its product coatomer subunit delta (gene RET2). NCBI's taxonomy places the organism in Eukaryota, Fungi, Ascomycota, Pichiomycetes, Serinales, Debaryomycetaceae. Gene Ontology annotation, cellular component: COPI vesicle coat. The record is from RefSeq and is a predicted model, not a curated record. Gene Ontology annotation, biological process: Golgi localization; endoplasmic reticulum to Golgi vesicle-mediated transport; retrograde vesicle-mediated transport, Golgi to endoplasmic reticulum.